UAUGGUAAAGGUUGAAAAGGAAGCGCUCUCCCUCAAUCGUACAGCGACAAGGAGGGGACGAGAAAAUACGCCGCGUGGGUCUAAGUGCGUGGGUCAGGUUUACAGUUGAUCUUUUAAAGGAAUUUACUGACUGACAAUGGCAGAAAAAAUCUUAGAGAAGUUGAGUGUCCUUGAUAAACAAGCAAAGAUAAUCUUGACCAGAAGAGCAAAGAAAAAUAAACUUCAGACUGGAAGGAGAAAAAAGAGUUUAAUUAAACCCUUGACAUUUGAUUUUCACUUGGAAUUCGAAGAGGAUGCCGCUGCACCCACAUCUGGAGCAGGAUUGAAGAUCACGGAAGACAAGUUGUGUGAUCCCAAAUCAAAAAAGUAUACCUCUUUUAAAUGUGAGCCUGAAUCUAUAAAGAGUGAUAUCAACAAGUCAAAUUUAAAACCACAACGUGUUCAAAGAAAUAUAGAAAAACCAGAAAAGCCAGUGGAAGAAAAUCUAAAAUCAAGACCUGUUGGACCUUUUCUUUAUCUUAAGGACACAGAUGAGGUCGGGAAUUUGGAGCCCUGGGGCCUUCUGUAUUCACAGCAGAAAGAAGCCUGUGGGGGACCACCGGGCCCCACUGUCUCUCCUCCUGCACUUAACAUUCAGACCAUUGCUGGUAAGAGGGAAAGAGACUCUUUUUUAUUAACAGCUCAAAUUGAAAAGGAAAUGAAAUCAUUGGAUUCUCUUGGCCAUUUGGAAGAUUAUGUAAAUGAAAGAGGAACAUCUCCACAGACAAGUGAUUUUGAUACUACAGAAAAAAAAUCAAUCCAAAAUUAUAAAUUACGUAAGAAUCAUUCAGUAAGAGAGAAAAGUUUGCUCCCCUUGUGCAUUGAAGAUGAGCUGAAAAAUCCAAAUGUCAAGAUAAUCAACAUUAGCCCGGCAAAGACAGUGACUUCCCAGACGAAACAGAAUGACACAAAUCCUAUAGUUUUCCAUGACAGAAGAUACAUACAAAAGUUACUCUUGGCAAAAAACAGACUUUUUCCUCAUCCUUUGGAAAAUGGAAACACUUACCCAUGUAAAAGAACAAACGUUGUUUUAGAAAGAAAUCGUGAAUUCUUUAAAUCUUUAUUUGGUAAUCAGUUUAUUACUCCUCCCAAACCGAUAAAAACUCUGCCUACAGCCAGAAGCAACAUACAAGACGCCCCUUUUGAAGUGCAAUAUGGAAUUGUAGAUGAUAAACUGAAGAAGAAAAUUUAUAGGCAAACCUUAGAAAACCGAUCAUGGAAUACACUCUAUAAUUUCUCAGAGAAUUUUCCCAGCCUAACAAAACAGAUUGUGCAUUAUCUUGACAAAUCUGCUAUUGAAGAAAUGAGUGGUAAAACUGAAGCAUCUGAAAGAACGUUUUCUCCAGUAAAGCCAAUAAGCAAGUUCAUUGUCUUCCCUGUCAAACAUCACUCAAAGCCUUUUAAAAAUGUGCACGAACUAAGCAACGUAACCCCGCUGGAUGGUUUGUUGAACUUGUCGAGUGAAAAUUAAAAGCUCCCUAAAGUUAUCAUGUAUACAGCAAAACUUAGGUGAUGAGACACAGAUAACCAAGUUCCACGAUCAUAGAAAGA
Otolemur garnettii (small-eared galago) is the source of this 1590-nucleotide messenger RNA. It is a transcript of the gene CUNH1orf141, whose product is annotated as chromosome unknown C1orf141 homolog. The transcript is spliced from 9 exons. Bases 137 to 1510 code for a protein of 457 amino acids. Lineage: Eukaryota; Metazoa; Chordata; Mammalia; Primates; Galagidae. The record is from RefSeq and is a predicted model, not a curated record.